ACAGGUCACAACGCCUCCUGUAACUUUGACAUCUUCAAGAGACAUAGGCUUCAGCAUUGAUGUUUACUUUGCUCUAGUUGCAUCUACCUUCUAGAUGGGACACAGUCGGUUCCCAAAUCAAGAUGGUCUCCUUCCACCUGAAAGUGAGGCAUUCUGCAGCGAACAGGGCGUCGAACGGCGAGAAGAGGGAAGAGGAAGACGAGUCUCCAAGGCGGCACUACUGACUUACCGACAAUGGUAUCUGGUUUCGAGUUCACGGGACCACUCUAAGGAAGAAACGGGUGGGCCGGUCUUUAUAAGACAGCGGAUGGAAAAUACUUUUUCUGCUUCAGUAAUCUGGGUCAGCAGCGGGCAGUGAUCGUAAUAGUGAUGUCAGCUGGGAGCAGGGUAGAGGUUGUUCAGAGUGCUGAGGCGCUGCAGCGUGAGGAUCAUGUCAGCACAGACCCUCCAAUAGCCACAGAGGAGUGGCAGGGGGAAGCUGAGGAUGAAGAGAAGGGACACCUGCCAGCCGUUCUGGGAAAGACAGAGACACAGGAGCCUGUGGGCAAAGAUAAACAGCACAAGAGGACGGAGAUGGAGAAGUCUCUCGGGAGAAGGUGGGAUGCUCAAGGGACGAACAGGGAACAGGUGAUCCAGGCAGAUGGCGCUGCAGCAGACUCUGACUGCUUGGUUGAGCACUCUCGGAGUAGGCGUGUGAGUAGGAGAGCUGAAGUAAAACACCAGAGACAAGCUGUACAGGUGCACAAACUUCAGAGGAGAAACAAGAGCCCAGAAGAGUCAAAAAGACCUGGAACCUUCUUCUAUUUUGGAGGAGGAAAUGGGGAAUCUAUAGUUGUUCCAUACUGUGAGAGCAAUGGCUGGCAGCGUAUUUACGACAAAAGCAGACUGGAUUAUGGAAUGAAAUGGUGUGAAGUGAAAUCUACCCAUACUUACUACCACUUCAGAGAAGGAGAGCAGUUGGUGUACCAGAUCCCAAACAACAGAAUCUUGACCACAAAAAUAGGUCUUCUGAACAGUCUCAGAGAGUAUGACAGAGUCAUCAGCAAGAUCAACCAUGGAAAAGGACAAAGAAGACUGGAGAUGGGCGAGUUUAUUCCAGACACGUUCCGUAUGGAUGUAAAAGUCGAGAGGGAAGCUUUCUUUUCCCAGCAAGAUGGAUUCUGUGAUGACAAAAACAACAUAUGGAUCUGCAAGCCAACCGGACUGAACCAGGGUCGAGGCAUCUUCCUUCUUCACACACCGGAGGAUAUUGCAGCCUUCAAAGCCAGGAUGCAGAUGUUAGCAGAAAGCAAAACAAAUAAGGAGAUUGCUUUGAGUAUGUCACAAGCAAUGAUUGCUCAACGGUAUAUCCAAAACCCUUUGCUCCUAAAAGGCAAAAAAUUUGAUGUAAGAUCGUACUUACUUAUCGCCUGCACCUCACCGUACAUGGUGUUCUUUCGUCAUGGUUACGUUCGGCUGACCUGUGACCUUUAUGACCCCAAGUCCAACAACCUCACCGCACACUUGACCAACCAAUAUAUGCAGAAGCGGAAUCCUCUGUACAGCAUACUGAAGGAGGAGACAGUCUGGUCCAUGGAGCGCUUCAACAGCUACAUUAACGACAAGUUUAUGGUGCCGAAGUCUUUGCAGAGAGACUGGGUUUUAAAUGUUUUCACAAAAAGAAUGCAGCAGAUUAUGACUCACUGCUUUCUGGCUGUCAAAUCAAAGCUGGAGUGUAAACUGGGAUACUUCGAUCUGAUUGGUUGUGACUUUUUGAUUGAUGAAGACUUCAAGGUCUGGUUACUAGAGAUGAACUGUAAUCCUGCUCUUCACAUUAACUGCGAAGUGCUCAAAGACGUGGUGCCCAAAACAGUCACAGAAACUCUGGACCUGACCCUGGAGAUCUUCAAUAAAUGCUGCUCUGGCCUAAAGCUUCUGCCCCUGAGCAGUCAGAAAGAUUUUGUUCUACUGCAUUGUGGUGACACUGAGGCUAUGUUAGUCACCAGACAGAGAAGCAGAAGAGCUCUCAGAACAACAUGUUCCAAACAACGAUCUUGACACUGUCACUUCAUAUCUAAUGCAUGUCCAUCUCCCUCUUUGGUUAUUUCAUACAACAGAGGUGCUUUCACUAGCCAACAUGUACUAAGGCCAAGGUAAAAUUUAGAUAAUGAACAAGCUACCUCAUUCACUUUAUCCAGUCACCAGUCCUCCUCACACACCGAUCAUGGUGAGGUCUUAGAAACAGGCCAGAAUCCUCCGAGUACAAAAUCUGGUGUCGUUCCUACAUACAUGGACUGCACCUAGCAGCAACCUGAAGUGACCUCUGUGACCUUGGACCUCAGCAAGCCAGAUCAUGUGAAGGCAAAGACUGUAAUUAUUUCUCUGACUAUAUCCCUGCUGAAUGAUGACUCUAUCACUGGCAAACUCAUGACUGACUCUGGCCAAGCAGAGCAAAUGGAUACUCAGAAAGAGGGUUGGAAUCAAAUUGGAGAUGCAUGAAAACAUGUGAAUGCUAAUACUUUUCUUCUGAAUUCAUGACACUAUUCAUGCUUGUUAAAGCAUUUCUGUCAUCUGAUAUAAACCUGUAUACGGUGGCUUAGUGUUUUUGCACAGUUUGCCUCACAGCUCUGGGGUUAGAGUUAUGAAUCCCAUUUCCACUCUGUGAGUGCAAUAUUUGUAUGUUCACUCUUUGAUUCGUUUUCCUCCAAAGACAUGCAUUGUAGGCCGAGUAGCAUCUCUACAUUGUCUGUAGUGUGUGAAUGAGUGUGUGAGUGUGACACCCUGUACAGAGUGUCCCGGGUCCAUGCGACCCUGUGUAGAAUAAAUACGGAAUAUGGAUGAAUGGAUCUCAUGUUGACUUUGUAAGACUAAUGAUGCCUACUGGAAUAAGUCUUUAAAAAUGUGAAUGUAGAUCUAUGCCGAUAGUCAGGCUUUUAGUGUGUAUGCAGUCUUAGAAACACUCCCCUUAGGAAAUUGUUUAUUAUAAACAAUAUCAUGAA
Messenger RNA from Tachysurus vachellii, 2978 nucleotides. It is a transcript of the gene ttll10, whose product is annotated as tubulin tyrosine ligase-like family, member 10. Gene Ontology annotation, biological process: protein modification process. Lineage: Eukaryota; Metazoa; Chordata; Actinopteri; Siluriformes; Bagridae. The record is from RefSeq and is a predicted model, not a curated record.